This is a messenger RNA of Arabidopsis arenosa, 1547 nucleotides long. Lineage: Eukaryota; Viridiplantae; Streptophyta; Magnoliopsida; Brassicales; Brassicaceae. The record is from the annotation of a GenBank genome assembly.
GCUUAUCAUAAGUCGGAUAGGCCUUGGGCUUCAGGAUUUGCUUGCUUCUUCUUCAAACCCUCUCUGUUUAGUGAUGGAUUCUUCUUCAUCAGAAGUAAAGAUUAUCUCUAAAUGCUUCGUCAAACCCAAAACUCUCCCUGAAAAAUGGAAAGAGCCAUACCAUUUUUCACCAAUGGAUCAUGUGAUGCUCUCAAUCCAUUACAUCCAAAAGGGUCUUCUUUUUCUCAAACCAUCAUUUUCUGAAUCUGACAAUGCAGUCAAACCAAAGGAGUUCAUUGAGGCUUUGCUGCAAAAGCUUAAAGACUCUCUAGCCAUAGCACUUGUCCAUUUCUAUCCGCUUGCAGGUCGUCUCUCUACUUUGAAAACCAACGAUUCAAGAUCUCACUCGGUGUUUGUGGAUUGUAAUAACAGUCCUGGUGCUGGAUUUAUCCAUGCUGAGUCAGAUCUAAGUGUGUCAGACAUUCUUGGGUCCAAAUAUGUUCCUUUGGUUGUUCAAUCUUUCUUUGAUCAUCACAAAGUAUUGAAUCGUGAUGGUCACACCAUGAGUCUCUUAUCAGUCAAGGUAACAGAAUUGGUAGAUGGAGUGUUCAUAGGAUUGUCUAUGAAUCAUUCGCUUGGAGAUGGAAGUUCCUUCUGGCAGUUCUUUAACUCUUUGUCCGAGAUCUUCAAUUCACAAGAAGAAACCAUUGGUAGUAAUAACAAUGCAUUGCUCUGUCUCAAGAAUCCUCCAAUCUUUCGUGAAGUGUCCGGUCCUAUGUACAGCCUUCCCUUCAGUGAACCUGAUGAGUCCCUUGGUCAAUCCGAACCUCCGGUUUUGAAGGAGAGAAUGUUCCAUUUCUCAUCAGAAACAGUGAGAUUGCUGAAAUCAAAGGCGAAUCAAGAAUGCGGAACAGCAAAGAUCUCUUCGCUUCAGUCGUUAACCGCAUUUAUAUGGAGAAGCAUUACAAGAGCAAGAAAACUACCAAAUGAUCAAGAAACUACUUGCAGGUUUGCUGCUGGCAAUAGAUCAAGAAUGAAUCCACCAUUGCCGACGAAUCACUUUGGGGUUUACAUCUCUCUUGUGAAAGCGACUACGACAAUCGGUAGUCUACUAGAGAAUGAGUUUGAAUGGGCUGCUUUGAAACUGCAUCAGGCUGUAACCGAACACAUAGGUGAAAAGAUCUCUUACGAAAUAGAUCAAUGGUUGAAGUCUCCUUUACCGUUGCAAGUAUAUCGACUUUCCAAUUUGAACAUUGUUCACAUGGGAAGCUCUCCGAGGUUUAACAAGUACGGAAGCGAGUUUGGGAUGGGGAAAGCGGUGGCGGUUAGAAGCGGUUAUGGCGGUAAGUAUGACGGGAAGGUAUCAGCUUAUCCAGGAAGAGAAGGAGGAGCAAGCAUAGAUUUGGAAGUAUGUCUACUUCCAGAGUCUAUGGAAGCUUUGGAAUCAGAUCAAGAGUUCAUAUCUCUUGUCUCUUCUUUAACCUGAUCCUAUUCAUAAUUUCCAGACACAGAACUCAAGUUAUUCCUUAUUUGAAAAUGUAGCUUUGGAAUCAAAUGUUUUAACUACU